AUGCUUCCUGAAAUACCUUUCAAAGAUUUCCGAAUUGGAUCCCAAUUUUUUAUAUUGAAUCGCUACCAUGCAAAAUUAGUGGUAAAAGAUGAGAAACUAUGGAACAAAUUCAAGCUUCCAUGUGUGUUUUCAAAAUAUUGUUACCCUGAAGAACAGUAUUUUUCGACGUUGCUGAACAUGGAAGAUUCAAGUUCUUGUAUACCGGCAACACUUACUCAUGUGGAUUGGUCCAAGCAUAUAAGUGCUCAUCCUUGGACUUAUCAGGACACCGAAAUAAGAAUGGAACUUAUCGAAUCUUUACGACAACGAGAGGUCAGGUAUGAAAAAGGCGGUGUUGAAAAUCAAACUGAAGCUCGUCUUGAUCAUAAUUGUUCAUUUCUGUUUGCAAGAAAAUUUUCACCUAAUUGUUUGAAACCGUUACUGGAUAUUGCCAGUGAUCUUAUUUUGUAA
Papaver somniferum (opium poppy) is the source of this 450-nucleotide messenger RNA. RefSeq lists its product as uncharacterized. The record is from RefSeq and is a predicted model, not a curated record. Gene Ontology annotation, molecular function: glycosyltransferase activity. The transcript has a single exon. Gene Ontology annotation, cellular component: membrane. NCBI's taxonomy places the organism in Eukaryota, Viridiplantae, Streptophyta, Magnoliopsida, Ranunculales, Papaveraceae. Bases 1 to 450 code for a protein of 149 amino acids.